GUCACUCGGGCAGCGGGCAACGGCGGUGCGGCAAGAUUUUCAAAGAUGGUGGACUACAGCAAGUGGAAAACAAUCGAGGUGUCGGACGAUGAGGACGACACGCACCCCAACAUCGACACGCCGAGCCUGUUCCGGUGGCGGCACCAGGCGCGCAUCGAACGGAUGAACGAGUUGAAGAAAGAGCACCAGUCGUACGAGGCAAAGAAGACCAGGAAUGACAAGCUGCUACUGGAGGCCCGUAAGCGAUGCGAGGGCAAGACAGGCAAGGCAUUGGAGGAGGCGAAACGUGAUGUGGCCAAGCUAGAGAGGAAACAGAAGGAGUUGCUGAAGGAGAAGGAAGCGCUGGACAAGAAAGAGAAGAUGAUGCCUUGGAAUGUCGAUACCAUCAGCAAGGAAGGAUUUCAAAAGACAAUCUUAAACAAGCCACAGCCAAAGGAACUCGUACUGACUGAAGAAGAGAAAGAACAGACCCAGAAAAAGUUUGUGGAGGAGAACGAGCCCCUGCUGAAGCAGUACGGCAUGCUGCAGAAGUACGAUGACAGCAAGCGCUUCCUCCUGGAGCACCCUCAUCUGGCGUGCGAGUACACGGCCAACUACUUGGUUCUCUGGUGCAUACGGCUCGAGAUGGACGAGAAACACGACCUUAUGUGCCACGUCGCCCACCAGUGUAUCUGCAUCCAGUACGUCCUGGAGCUGGGCAAGCAGCUCGAGGUGGACCCACGAUCCUGCAUUUCUUCGUUUUUCACGCGCAUUCAGAUGGCUGACCAGGUGUACAAGGACGCAUUCGAGGACGAGCUGAAGGGAUUCAAAGAACGGGUCCAGCUGAGGGCACGCGAGAAGCUGGAAGAAGCAGUCAAGGAGAUCGAAGAAGAAGAACGGCAGGAGAGGCUAGGACCUGGCGGCCUGGACCCAGUCGAGGUGUUCGAGUCUCUACCAGAGUCGCUGCAGAAGUGCUUCGAGUCUCGCGACCUGGACAUGUUGAAGGAGGUCAUCGCCACCAUGCCCGAGGAAGAGGCCAGGUACCACAUGAAACGCUGUGUCGACUCUGGCCUCUGGGUGCCCGACGCCAAGAACGCGGAGGUGGCUCCGCAGGAAGCGCAAGAAGCGUCUUCCGAGGCGUCGGGCGCCGAGUGAACGAAAGAGCGACGGUCACAGCUACGACGGCCUGCGUCGAACGGGAUAAACAAGCAAAGAAGUGCAAGGAAAGAGAAAAAAGAAAAAUUCACAUGCCUGGGGGCAUUCUUGCGCCGUGUCCGACGAAAUACCUUCAAUAACAAGGACACAGAUUUGCAGUUCGUUUAUGUGCUUUAGUAUUUCUUUUUUCGUUGCGCUUUUGCAGUGUACAUAGCGGAGAGCAGUUACUCUUAUUUUUCUUCUCUGCACUUUCCUAGUAGAAACGUCGUUUUAACCCUUAGGUGAUUCCGCAUAUGGAAAAAAAAAUAAGCUAACAGAAAGACCACACUUGAGUGGUAGUAGCCAUGAGAAGUUGGAGACACACUGUUCAUUUUCGCACGCAAAAGAAUCUUGCUGGAAACACGUAUGCACUUCCACGCCGAACUGUUUCUUGUGCUUCCUAGUGGGUGGUCCACAAAUGCAAAUCGCCACUGCAAGUUAAAACGAGAAUCGAAACUGUCGAGCGUUGUAAAUGUUUUAUGUAAAAAAAUUUUUUGUGCUGAAAUAAAAGAGUUGCAUCACAAACAUCUUCUGCUGUUUGCCUUG
Rhipicephalus microplus (southern cattle tick) is the source of this 1719-nucleotide messenger RNA. It is a transcript of the gene Cdc37, whose product is annotated as cell division cycle protein 37. Gene Ontology annotation, molecular function: protein kinase binding; protein-folding chaperone binding; heat shock protein binding. Gene Ontology annotation, cellular component: cytoplasm. The record is from RefSeq and is a predicted model, not a curated record. NCBI's taxonomy places the organism in Eukaryota, Metazoa, Arthropoda, Arachnida, Ixodida, Ixodidae. Gene Ontology annotation, biological process: protein stabilization; protein folding.